Messenger RNA from Nelumbo nucifera (sacred lotus), 821 nucleotides. RefSeq names its product HVA22-like protein F (gene HVA22F). NCBI's taxonomy places the organism in Eukaryota, Viridiplantae, Streptophyta, Magnoliopsida, Proteales, Nelumbonaceae. The record is from RefSeq and is a predicted model, not a curated record.
UUCCGUCUCAUUAUUCUCUUCUGGAUUUCCUUCUGGUUGAAGGAAAGAAGACUUCGGCAGCUCCAACAAAAAUGCUUUACUUCACCUACUCACCACCCUACUUCCCUUUAAAAGCUCUGGGACAUCUCAUGCUCCAAAUCAUACCAGUGGAAAUCAUCAAAGAGUGUUGAUCAGAAGAGAAAGGAAAAAGAAAAGAAGAAACCACAGCAGCACAAUAUGGGUUUUCUGGGAACAAUUGCAAGGCAUCUUGAUGCACUAAUUGGGCCGGGUGUGAUGCUCCUCUUUCCUUUAUAUGCAUCAAUGCGAGCGAUUGAAAGUCCAACAACUGUAGAUGAUCAGCAGUGGCUAACAUACUGGAUUUUGUACUCUUUCAUCACACUUUUUGAGCUCUCUUGUUGGAAAAUCCUAGCAUGGUUCCCCCUUUGGCCAUAUAUCAAGCUUGUAUUCUGUUUGUGGCUGGUGCUACCAGUCUUUAAUGGUGCAGCUUAUAUCUAUGAGAAUUUGGUGAGGAAGCUUGCAAAUAGGAUUUGGGGUGAAGUCAGCUCGAAUUAUCCGGAGGGGCAACGGAGAGCUCUCCAGAUGAUGAGCCCGAAUGCUAGGCAGGCGGUUGAGCGGUUUAUUCAGAAACAUGGCUCUGAAGCCUUUGAGAGGGUCAUGAAAGCGGCUGAAAAGGAAGCAAAGAAAUACUAAGGAUAUAUCAAGCUUCUUUGAAGCAGCGUUUCCACUUCUACCCAAUUUAUGAUACAAAUAUUCUGAUGCUUGUAAUAAUAGAAAUCAUUAAAUGAACAGUAUUCUUAAAUUAUCUAAGGGAUUCUCCAAAA